Ostertagia ostertagi is the source of this 2151-nucleotide messenger RNA. The record is from the annotation of a GenBank genome assembly. Lineage: Eukaryota; Metazoa; Nematoda; Chromadorea; Rhabditida; Trichostrongylidae.
AUGGAUGACGGUGAUGAGAAUGUCAUUCGUGUCCACCACGACAGCUUUGGGGGUGUGCGCUUGCAAAAUGAUAUUCCGCCCGAGGUGAAACGUGCUCUGUCAGAACAAGAGGAAUGGCAGCUCGAACAUGCCAAGCUACACGAAAAACAUCGCGGGCAUGAAGCAAUGCACCUCGAAAUGAUGCUUAUUCUCAUUGUCACCUUAGUAGUUGCACAACUGUGCACCCUUUUGGGCAUGUGGUUGGUACCUGUAUAUGUUUGCGUUACACGUGGAUGGUACAGAUUUCUAGUGACUUGGUUCAUUUAUACAAUUUGUUCAACUUGGAUUUGGCGGAAAUCUACAGAGGAUCACAUAAGUGGAACUACGCCCAGGAUAGUGUACAAGUGGUUUCUUUUUCUGCAUAAGCUCAGCUACGUGCUAGGGAUCGCGGGAUAUAUUAUAAUGAUAUUCACCCUAAUGGGUCUUAAUUUUAUCUUUGGUCUGCAGUCUACUACGUGCAUGGACACAGGCAUAUUAUUACUAUUUUAUGGCCUGUAUUACGGUGUUCUGGGUCGAGACUUCGCUCACAUCUGCACCGAUCGGAUGGCAUGUAAGAUUGGGUAUUUCACUCACGAUGGCCUUCCCAAGAAACAUUUGGAUGACGGCGUGUGCGCUGUUUGUGAUAAUCGUUUAAUAACAGCCAAUGCCAGCAAUGCAGAAGAUGAGGACGCAGAAGAGGAGAAGACUUAUCGGUUAUCAUGUGGGCAUAUAUUUCACGAGUUCUGCAUUCGUGGGUGGGUGGUCGUUGGAAAGCUCCAAACAUGUCCAUACUGUAAAGAAAAAGUCGACCUGAAGAGAAUGUUCAAAAAUCCUUGGGAAAAGCCACACCUCUUUUAUGGGCAGCUCUUGGAUUGGAUUCGGUACCUCGUCUGUUGGCAGCCAUUGAUAGUUACUUUUGUACAAGGCCUCAAUCAUAUACUUGGGCUCGAGCAGUAUGGAUUGGUUCUUUCUAAGAAAAAGGAGAAGGCAAUUGUCCGUCCUGUGGCCAGCAUUUUUGCAGAUGAUGACGACGAUUCUGAGAAGGUCGAUGUCUCAGGCAAGAUUCAAUCAGCUUCAACACUCCGAGUUCAAAAGCAUGCCGAGCGACUGCAAGAGAUGGCAAUAGCAGAGGAUCCCACUAUUUUCGAUUAUGAUGCCAGCUAUGACCAAAUUCAAGCUGCGCGCGAUGAAAAAAUUGCCGAGCGAAAGAAGGCUGACAAAGAGCGAAAAUCAAAGUAUGCAUUGGAUAUAAUCAAAGCUCACAAAAGAAGAGAACUAGAGCAACAAAGUCGGGAAGAACGACAGCAGCAGAAGGAGAGGGUGCAAGAAGGAGAUGAAUUUGCGGACAAAGAGGUUUUCGUGACUGGUGCAUAUCGCAAACAAAUGGAAGAAGUGCAGAAGUUUCGAGAGGAAGAGGCUUACGAAAAGAGAUUUAACGAACUCACAUCGGUGGAGCAUCAACAGGCGUGGCAGGCUGGCUUUGGGCGUACUUUGUUGAAUGAAUUAGCCAGAGGAGAACAGAGUCUGAUGCAAAAGGGCUCACUUCACAAUGACGAGGAAGGGACCGUUAAAAGUGCCAAGGAUAGGGAGACUGCAGCGAAUAAAACGAAGAUUCGCAACAUACGUCGCAGAAACGUCAGUGAUCAACAGUCAUCCGAAGAGGAAGAGGAAACUUCGAAGAGCUCCAAAACAAAAACUGCGGAGAAGAAGUCGAUUUAUUCCGACGACGAAGAUGAUAGUCAACCAAAAUUCGAGCCACCUAAGAAAAAUUUCCCAGGCGAAUUGAAGCCAGGGCUGAAUCGGGUAGUGAAGGCUCCAACGAAAUCGGAGAAACUGAAAGAGCGUCAAUUCACUCCCACACCGCCGUCUUCUGAUAAUGAGGAUGUGCACUAUCAAAAGAGAAGAAGGGAAAAGACUGAACAGAAACUGGAUAAGCGGCGCAUAAGUAACGAUCGCAAGGAGAGUGCGGAAUCGUUGAAGAAAAGAAUAGAACCAAAAAAGGAUGACAAGCAGAUGCGUUUGGUCCGUUUGAAGGAGAUUUUGAAGCAGCGUAAUGGUCCAGAAGAAAUCGAGGAAUUUAGAAAACGUUAUCUAGAAAGAAAGGAAAGCGGCGUUGUUGUACCUCCUUUGUAG